AAUCACCAAAGAUCAUUGUGACAUACACAUAACACAGGAGUUCACUCCAUGAAAUAAGAAACUGAAAUGCGAGGGUAAUAAAAGCAAGUCCAGUAUACGCAGUUGUUGCUCUAAAAAACAUGUACAAGGUAGAUAUAAACGUGCAGAUAAGAGGGAUUCUAAACCGAAUAGCCCAAUCAAACCGCAAUAGAAAAAACAAGAUCAGUAGACACCGAAUGCAAGAGAGAAGCAUCAAGUCGAUCGGCGGCAGAUUAACGAUGGAAGAAGGAAAUGGCAGACGAAGUUUGUCAGGAUAAACAACGAUAUAAACAACGAACAGACAGACAGAGCAGAUAAAGUCGAUGGCAGUCAGUGCAGCCAAGACAUGACUAUAUCUGAUGGUUGGACUGGAUCCAGCAUUGAAUCUGGUGGAUUGUAAGUUGGCAUCUGCGGGUGUGCUGCAGACUGGAUGGCCAAGUGGCCUAUCGGCCAUUACUGGAACAGAGCGUUUAUAAGGGAAGCCCGACAGCAUCCACUGAAUCAAACUGCUGUUGUUGGAGAUGCCAGGAUCGAUCUCUACAAAGGACAUGACAGGAUCUACAUCGCUGCCCAAUAACCCAUCAGAUUCAUGUUCUGCAUCCGAUUCUCUACCAUUGUUCAUAUUGAUUUCAAGCACACCCAAAUCAGUGUUGCUACUAGAGAGUAUCUGCACCAUACUAAUAGCAGCAAGUAGUUC
Molecule: messenger RNA, 715 nt
Organism: Batrachochytrium dendrobatidis JAM81
Lineage: Eukaryota; Fungi; Chytridiomycota; Chytridiomycetes; Rhizophydiales
Exons: 2
Coding region: 120-296 (58 amino acids)
Source: RefSeq, a predicted model, not a curated record